AUGGAGGUCACAUCGACUGAAGCAAGCCUUCCAGUCCAACGUCGUCCAACCCAGCUCCCAAAACACGUUGGCGACAACAUUCUUCCCAACUUCCCUGUCUUCAAUCGUCUCUUAUAUCUUGCAGGUAACCGCACUUCCCUCGCAAUCAACGAUGUUACGUACGGGCACAAAGCAACCUACGGUCAACUUUUGUCUGAUGUACUUCAUCUGCGCAACGCAAUCUUCCGAAGCCUAGACGUCAGCUGCAAGUCUAGCCUGCUUCGAGGAGAAAAAGUCUCCAUAAACCUGCUUGCACCCGGAGGCUACGAGUUUGCUACAGCCUUCUUAGCAACGGUGGGACUGGGUGCAGUUCUUGUGCCGAUAUCCACAUCAGUCCCAUUAGAGGAAGCCCUCUACUUCGCAGACACCUGCCAAUCGGUCGCGAUUCUUUGUGCCUCGAGAUAUGCCGACUUCGGACAAAGCCUAGCCAAGAAAGUCCAUGCAACCCGCAAUCCCAACUUCAUCUCAAUGAGCAUCCGGCCAGAGAUCUCCAAACCGCUGAUUCCCCAUACCGACAUUGUCGUCUCUUCCGAUCACUACCUUGACUACAGCGGGCCUGGACUAGCCAUUUUCACGUCGGGCACGAGCGGUCCUCCCAAAUGUGCCGUGAAGCGACGCUCAUUCAUUGACAUGAACGCGAAGGCAAUUUCCGAUUGGUACGGUCUACAAGAGACAGACGUCGUUCUGCACACUCUACCCGUGCAUCACGCAACAGGAAUCGGGAUUACCUUCAUGCCAUUCCUGCUUGCAGGCGCUACGAUAGAAUUCCAGUCUUCUGGAUUCAACGCCGCCCAGGUCUGGGAUCGCUGGAGGAAGGGUGGUCUAACGGUUUUCUCUGGUGUGCCGACGAUGUAUAUGCGGUUGAUUGGGCACUUCGAAGAGGUGAUCUCAAAAGGCCCCGAGGUUCAUUCUUAUGUGCAGGCUGCUAGUGCGUUUCGAUUGAUGAUGUGUGGUACUUCGGCGCUUCCUUUCUCGCUACAGAUGAAAUGGUCGAAAUUGUUGAAUGGGAAGCGGAUCCUAGAGCGGUACGGUGCCACUGAGUUCAGUAGUGUGUUUAGUGUCAAGCCGGAGGAUUCACAGAAUCCGGAUGGUUCCGUUGGCAAGGUCUUCUUUGGACUUGAGGUGAAACUUUCCAAUGGAGAUGAGGGAGAGAUCUUGGUGAAGAGCCCGCAUAUGUUCACAGAAUACAUGUACGACCCGAAGGCCACGGCAGCUGCUUUCACUUCCGACGGCUUCUUCAAAACGGGUGAUAUUGCGCGAAGGGAGGGCGACUACUACUUCAUUCUCGGGCGUGCUUCUAUCGACAUCAUCAAAUCGGGUGGAUAUAAGAUUUCAGCCCUUGAUAUUGAACGGGAAGUUCUCAACCUUCCCUAUAUCAGCGAGGUAAUGGUUGUCGGAGCUGAAGAUCAGGAGUACGGACAAAGAGUGGCCGCAGCAAUCGUUCUCAGAGAUAACACUCCGCUCACCCUUGAGAAGCUACGAUUGGAUCUCCGUGAGCGUUUGGCAGGGUAUAAGAUGCCGACCAUCUUGCGUGUCGUGCCUGCACUUCCGAAAAGCUCUACUGGCAAAGUUGUCAAGAGGUUACUGAAGAAGGAAUUGUUCCCACUUGCCGGGCACCCUGAGAUUCAAACAUGGACAUUCCGCAAGUCGAAGGUUUAG
Messenger RNA from Penicillium bovifimosum, 1698 nucleotides. RefSeq lists its product as uncharacterized. The transcript has 6 exons. The record is from RefSeq and is a predicted model, not a curated record. Bases 1 to 1698 code for a protein of 565 amino acids. Gene Ontology annotation, biological process: fatty acid metabolic process. Gene Ontology annotation, molecular function: medium-chain fatty acid-CoA ligase activity. NCBI's taxonomy places the organism in Eukaryota, Fungi, Ascomycota, Eurotiomycetes, Eurotiales, Aspergillaceae.